AUGAUUUUCCAAAAAAUUCAUUUGCUCAGAGUGGUAACCUUAUUAUUGUUUAUUCUGUUAAAUGUUUCAUACAUUAAUGAUUUUUAUACGCCAAAAAAAAGUUACUCAUUAUUGACGACACACACACGAUUUUAUUGUACUUACACAAGACAACUAUCUGAGCCAUCAUUCAGCAUUACAAACCUAAUUGCAAAAUUUUAUUUAAAUAGAGAUAAAGACGAAUAUUCAUAUAUGAACAAAGCGGAAAAUCGAAGAAAUAAUGAAUAUAUUAAAAGACUUGAAAAUCGAAGAUUUAAUAAUUAUGGUAAAAGAGGAGAAGGUCGAAGAUAUAAUGAUUAUAUGUUAAGAGAUGAGGAUGAAGAUGAAGAUGAGGAUGGAGAUGAGGAUAUAGAUGAGGAUGGAGAUGAGGAUGGGGAUGAGGAUGAUGAUGAAGAUUUUAAUGAAUAUAUGGAAAGAAAAGGAGCUCAAAGAUAUAAUGAUUAUAUGAAAACAGAUGUAAGUCGAAGAUAUAAUAAAUAUAUGAGAGGGGAUUUAAAUCGAAGAGAUAAUGAAUAUAUGAAAGGAGAUUUAAAUGAAAGUGAUAAUGAAUAUUUAGAAGUAGAUUUAGAUAGACGACACAACAAAUAUAUAGCAAGAAAAGUAAAUCAAGAAGAUAAUGAAUAUAUAAGAAGAAAAGUAGAUCAAGGAGAUAAUGAAUAUAUAAGAAGAAAAAUAGAUCAAGGAGAUAAUGAAUAUAUAAGAAGAAAAGUAGAUCAAGGAGAUAAUGAAUAUAUAAGAAGAAAAGUAGAUCAAGGAGAUAAUGAAUAUAUAAGAAGAAAAGUAGAUCAAGGAGAUAAUGAAUAUAUAAGAAGAAAAGUAGAUCAAGGAGAUAAUGAAUAUAUAAGAAGAAAAGCAAACCAAGGAGAUAAUGAGUUUCUAACAAGAGUAGCAAAUCGAGGAGAUAAUGAGUUUCUAACAAGAGUAGCAAAUCGAGGAGAUAAUGAGUUUAUAACAAGAGUGGCAAAUCGAGGAGACAAUGAAUAUAUAACAAGAAAACUAAAGCAAGGAGAUAAUGAAUUUAUAAUAAAAAAAGCAUAUCGAGGAGAUAAUGAAUAUUUAGGAGUAGAUUCAAAUCGGCGAAAUAACGAAUUUAUAACAAGAAUAGUAAAUCGAGGAGAUAAUGAAUAUUUAGGAGUGGAUUUAAAUCGACGAAAUAACGAAUUUGUAAAAAGAAAAACAAAAGGAGAAGAUAAUGAAUAUUUAAGGAGAGAAGAAAAUCGUAGGGAUAAUAAACUUGUAAAAAUAGAUGGGAGUAGAAGAGAUAAUGAACUUAUAAAAAUAGAUGGAAGUAGAAGAGAUAAUGAACUUAUAAAAAUAGAUGGAAGUAGAAGAGAUAAUGAACUUAUAAAAAUAGAUGGAAGUAUAAGAGAUAGUAAACUUGUAAAAAUAGAUGGAAGUAGAAGAGAUAAUGAACUUGUAAAAAUAGAUGGAAGUAGAAGUGAUAAUGAACUUAUAAAAAAAGGAGUAAGUCGAAGAGAUAAUGAACUUCUAAAAAUAUUAGAAGGUCGAAGAGAUAAUGAAAAUGUAAAAAAAGGAGAAAAUCGAAAAGAUAAUGAAAAUGUAAAAAAAGGAGUGAAUCGAGGAGACAAUGAACUUGUAAAAAUAGAAGGAAAUCGAACAGAUAAUGAACAUGUAAAAAAAGGAAUAAGUCGAAGAGAUAAUGAACUUCUAAAAAUAUUAGAAGGUCGAAGAGAUAAUGAAAAUGUAAAAAAAGGAGAAAGUCGAAAAGAUAAUGAAAAUGUAAAAAAAGGAGGAAAUCGAAAAGAUAAUGAACAUAAAAGUAGAUCAUAUAAUCAUUCGAGGGCAUAUACUAUGCCAUGCAGAAUUAAUGAGGAAGAUGUUGAUGUAGAAUUAACGAAAAAGGAAUUAACUAAACUAAUUAAUUCCUUUGGGCCAACUAUAUAUGAGAAAGAUAUGUAUAUUACAUUUUAUCAUUAUCAUACAUAUUUACAACGUCGAUAUGUUGAGCUUAUUCCAAAAUUAUGGAAAUAUGCUGAAAAAUUAGCAUCCAAACGUCAUAUACCUGCUGAAGAUUUUAAUGAGUAUUGGAUGGCAUGCAAAAAAGGCAUAAGCAGAAAUUUAUUCACUUUGAAUUUUUAUUCGUAUAAAAAUUUUUUUGAGUUCGCUCGGGAUAUACCUGUAGAAGAUACUGACAGAUUUAAAGAAUUUUUAAAUGAAUGUGUUGGUAUAUGGAAACGAAAAAUGAAAAAAAAUAAUAAAAAGUGGACUAAAAUAUUGGCCGAAAAUAUAAAAAAAUAUAAAAAACGCCAGUUUUGGUGGCUCCAGAAGGGUAUUAAUUGA
Messenger RNA from Plasmodium gonderi, 2340 nucleotides. Its product is annotated as RAD protein. Bases 1 to 2340 code for a protein of 779 amino acids. Lineage: Eukaryota; Apicomplexa; Aconoidasida; Haemosporida; Plasmodiidae. The record is from RefSeq and is a predicted model, not a curated record. The transcript has 2 exons.